GUCUCUGUCUCGCUAUCUGAGCCAGACGUAGCUCACUCCCUGAGUCCGGACUUAACACCAUGAACGCCUUCGUUGUCGUCUUCUCUGCCGCGGUGGCCUGCGCGUCGGCCGGCUACCUCGGACUCGGAGGCCUCGGUGGCGGGGCCGGCCUGGGCGGCCUCGGCGGUGGUGCCGGCCUGGGCGGCCUCGGUGGUGGACUCGGCUUGGGUGGUCUCGGUGGUGGCGCCGGUCUUGGUGGUGCCGGCCUCGGUGGUGCCGGUCUCGGAGGUAGCAUCACUCACCUCGGCACCGCGCUGGGCGCCGCGUCCGCUCACCCAGUGGCCACCCUUGGAGUGGUUAAGCAGCCAGUCAUCAACUACGGUGUGGUGGCCAAGCCCGUCGUCAGCUACGUCGCCCAGCCCGUGGCAAGCAUUUCUCACGUUGCCAAGCCAUUCAUCAGCUACCACGGUGGAGCCGGAGGUCUCGGCGGCGGUCUUGGAGGCCUCGGUGGAGCCCUCGGUGGUGCCGGACUCGGAGGAGCUGGACUUGGAGGAGCCGGUCUCGGUGGUCUCGGACUCAAGGGCCUCAAGCUUUGGUAGAAGGAAAGUCUGAAACUGGACGCGGCAUUACAAGACCUCUUAGUACAAAGCGCACGUACAGUUCCAGUAUCAUCAGCCUCAGUAUUGGAAACACACAGACAAAAUUUACGACGCGGCACUGAGAGUGCUUUGCCGCACGGAACUGAACGCUCAUUUGUAAUAUACGGCAACAUGAAAUAAAACUCACAUCUGCU
Dermacentor silvarum is the source of this 772-nucleotide messenger RNA. Its product is annotated as acanthoscurrin-2-like. The transcript is spliced from 2 exons. NCBI's taxonomy places the organism in Eukaryota, Metazoa, Arthropoda, Arachnida, Ixodida, Ixodidae. Bases 60 to 578 code for a protein of 172 amino acids. The record is from RefSeq and is a predicted model, not a curated record.